Messenger RNA from Protopolystoma xenopodis, 783 nucleotides. Lineage: Eukaryota; Metazoa; Platyhelminthes; Monogenea; Polystomatidea; Polystomatidae. The record is from the annotation of a GenBank genome assembly.
UUGUCUGUUGAGUAUUUAAUCUUUCAUUUCUCUUAUUUUCAGGUGCACAGCUUCACUGAGCGCAUUGGCACUGGCUCCUCCCGUCACAAGCUUGAUUCAGACGACCUUAGCUCCAGAUCACUCGGUUCCCCCUCAAACCAAGAGAUUUGCAUUAAACAGAAUUAUCCUGUCACUCGCUUGACGACCGCAGGAACGCGUUUACCUGAAAAGAGGGUCAGAGUGAGGGGAACGAGUCUGACGUCCCCAGCUGGCAUUGAUGCAGAGAACAAAGGUCCAUCCAAAUCAAUGACUAAAAAUAAAGAUGAAACUAGUGGCGAUAAUAGUUGUAGUAAAAAUGAUAGUAUCGCUGCUACUGACGCCUUCCAGAGUCCUGAAAGAGUGAGUUCCAUUCGGUCAGACAAGCAGGUUGGUGGCUGCAAGAAAAGCGGAGCCUGCCGAAUUGCCAACAAGCCAUAUGAGGGCGGCAUUCGCGGAGAAGGCGUUAACACCAGGCAGGCCGGCGACGACGGACGCCUCAGUGACCAUACCGGGGCCGCCAAUGCGCCUGGCUCCAACCCUCGCCGGCACCGCUGCAGCAUCUGCCACAUUGGAUUCCGAAUGUCCGGGCAUCUGGCCAAGCACUACAGGUCGAAAGCGCAUCUCACCAUGCUGCUCCAGUCGGGCCGGAUCCCGGCCGCCCUGGCCGAACAGGUGCGCGCCAGCAGUCUGCCUGUGCACCAAUUGGUUGACCAGAACACCGGCGAGCUCCUUGCCUUCAUAGACCAUGAGGAGGCGGCCAAAUAA